Brassica napus (rape) is the source of this 1492-nucleotide messenger RNA. Its product is annotated as protein MICROTUBULE BINDING PROTEIN 2C. The coding region runs from base 290 to 1288 and encodes 332 amino acids. Gene Ontology annotation, biological process: plasmodesmata-mediated intercellular transport. Gene Ontology annotation, molecular function: microtubule binding. The record is from RefSeq and is a predicted model, not a curated record. The transcript has 5 exons. NCBI's taxonomy places the organism in Eukaryota, Viridiplantae, Streptophyta, Magnoliopsida, Brassicales, Brassicaceae.
AGCAGAAGAAAAAGGAAAGGUGCUUUCAAAGGAAAUAAUUCAAAAUCAAAGCAUCAAGGGAAAAAGAGUGAGAAGAUGAGGGCAUAUUAGUCAUUUAAACUAGGUAGUUUCAGAUGAACGUUGGAGAAAAAAUAUGAGAUCCCCAACUUGGAGAUGAACAAUUUGGAGAACGGAUAAAAAAAAGUUAAAAAUUAUUAAAGUCUCUCCUUCGUCUCUCUCUCAUUGCUCAAACUCUGGCGUAGAAGACUAAUAACUGAAAGCAGAUCUAUUCAGCAAGAAGGAGGAGAAGAUGUAUGAGCAGCAGCAGCAGCAUUUAAGCGAUUCUGGAUUUGGGGAUGAUAGCUCGUGGCUCGCGGCUGAUGACGAUCUCCUCCGUUUGCCUCCUCAUCACCAAUCUGAUGCCGCCGCAGCAGCAGCAGCUACGAACUCCGGAAACGAGAAUCUGGAUCGGCGUCUUUUGAAAGAUCUCGUCGAGAUGGUUCCCCUCAUCGAGCAGUUCAUGGAACACAAAGAAAAGAGUUCGUUUAAGAGGAGAGGUUCAAUGGUCUACACUAAGAUGCCUUCCAAAGAAUCCUUGUCCAGAAGGGGAAGAAAUGCUUCUCAGACAGUCCCAGGAAGAAAGAAGAGAGACGCAGAGGGAAAUAAUAACGAUGCUGUGAGCGAUCCUAAGGAAGUCGGUGAAAACGCAAGGGCUUUGGCUGGUGCAGAAAAGGAUGAACUUACAAGACUUAGAGAGCAAGUGAGUGAAUUGCAGACGAAACUAUCAGAGAAAGAAGAGGUUUUAAAGUCGGUGGAGAUAUCAAAGAAAAAUCAGCUAAAUGAGAUGCAGAUGAAGCUUGAAGAAACCAGACGGUUGGUUGCUGAAAGGGAUACGUUGAUCAAGUCUAUGCAGCUACAGUUAUCUGACACAAAGAUCAAACUUGCAGAUAGACAAGCAGCUCUUGAGAAGACCCAAUGGGAAGCAAAGACAACAGGAACGAAAGCAAUCAAGCUUCAAGAACAGCUAGAUGCUGUUGAAGGAGACAUCUCUUCUUUCACACGGGUAUUUGAAACUCUGGCGAAAACAGAGUCCAAGAAACAAGACAUGGAUUAUGAUGCAACUCCAUACCAAUUUGAUCAUCUUCCAUAUAUAGACGAUAUAGAUGAAACCGAACUGAGGAAAAUGGAAGAUGCAAGAUUAGCUUAUGUAGCAGCUGUGACUACCGCAAAGGAAAGAGAAGAUGAGGAGUCUCUAGCCAUGGCUGCUAAAGCUCGUGCCUACUUGCAAUCACUAGCUUUUAAAUACUAAUCAUGUUCUUCAUGUGUUCUUUAUAGGAUUUUCCGUCUUUAGUUUAUGUAGGUGUAUGUGGAUUUGUACCAUGAAAAAAUUGGAGAAAAACAAACAGAAAGUAAUGGUUUCUACCGAAUCACGAAUGCAUUCGAGUUUUUGUUACUCAUUUGAGCUUGUAUCAUAUUGUUUGUUUAUUAUAUGAUAUUCAAAGGGAACAUUAAA